Lipotes vexillifer (Yangtze River dolphin) is the source of this 2046-nucleotide messenger RNA. It is a transcript of the gene PODNL1, whose product is annotated as podocan like 1. The record is from RefSeq and is a predicted model, not a curated record. The coding region runs from base 229 to 2046 and encodes 605 amino acids. Gene Ontology annotation, molecular function: protein binding. NCBI's taxonomy places the organism in Eukaryota, Metazoa, Chordata, Mammalia, Artiodactyla, Lipotidae. The transcript has 10 exons.
CUGUCCUCAUCACCCCAUCCGGCGCCUGCCUGCCCUCCGCAGGGCGGGGAAAGGGUGGGCCAGCUCCCCUGAGCCCCUGGGAGAACAGGCUGGCGGGGGGAGGGUAGCCAGCGCCAAGAGAUGGAGGGCAGUGGCGGCCACAGCAGAACCUCCAGGAGGUGACCGCCUGCUUUCCAUUAGGGAGCCCUGGUCAGCAGUUCCGGAAAGACGGCAGACCUGGGGCUGGCUAUGUGGCUGAGCCUACUGCUGAUGCCCCUGCUGCUGCCCGGGCCCCCGCCCGCCCUCGGCAUGGAGGACGCCUCGUUCCCCCACCUGGGGGAGAGCUCGCAGCCCCCGCCCCGGGCCUGCCCCCUACGCUGCUCCUGCCCCCGGGCUGACACAGUGGACUGUGCCGGCCUGGAGCUUCGGGUGUUCCCGGACAACAUCACCAGGGCAGCUCAACACCUCUCCCUGCAGAACAACCAGCUCCAGGAGCUCCCCUACAACGAGCUGUCACGCCUUAGCGGCUUGCGGACCCUCAAUCUCCACAACAACCUCAUCUCCUCCGAGGGCCUGCCUGACGAGGCCUUUGAGUCCCUCACGCAGCUGCAGCACAUCUACGUGGCCCACAACAAGCUCUCUGUGGCCCCCCAGUUUCUGCCCCGCUCCCUCCGUGUCGCGGAUCUGGCUGCUAACGAAGUGACAGAGAUCUUCCCACUCACCUUUGGGGAGAAGCCGGAGCUCAGGUCCGUGUACCUCCACAACAACCAGCUGAGCAAUGCGGGCCUGCCCCCCGACGCCUUCCACGGCUCCCAGGCAGUCCUCACCCUCAGUCUCUCCAGCAACCAGCUCAGCUAUGUGCCGCCCAGCCUGCCAUCCUCGCUGGAGCGGCUCCACCUGCAGAACAACCUCAUCUCCAAGGUGCCCCGAGGAGCCCUGAGUCGCCAGACCCACCUCCGGGAGCUCUACCUACAGCACAACCAGCUGACGGACAGCGGCCUGCAUGCCACCACGUUCAGCAAGCUGCACUGCCUCGAGUACCUGGACCUGUCCCACAACCAGCUGGCUGCGGUACCCGCCGGCCUGCCGCACACCCUGGCCGUGCUGCACCUGGGCCGCAACCGCAUCCGCUGGGUGGAGGCUGCCCGGCUGCGCAGCCUGCGAGGGCUGCGCUACCUGCUGCUGCAGCACAACCAGCUGGGGGCGGCAGGGCUGCCGGCCGGGGCACUGCGGCCGCUGCGGGGCCUGCACACGCUGCACCUCUACGGCAACGGUCUGGACCGCGUGCCCCAGGCGCUGCCCCGCCGCCUGCAGGUCCUGGUGCUGCCUCACAACCGCGUGACCACGCUGGGUGCCCGCGAUCUGGCCGCCACGCCCAGCCUGGCUGAGCUCAACCUGGCCUAUAACCGCCUGGCUAGUGCCUGCGUGCACCGCCGGGCCUUCCACCGGCUGCGGGCCCUGCGCAGCCUCGAUCUGGCCGGCAACCAGCUGACCCUGCUGCCCUCUGGCCUGCCCGCCAGCCUGCACACCCUGCGGCUGCAGCGAAACCAGCUGCGGGCCCUAGAGGCUGAGCCGCUGGCCGGCCUGGACCAGCUUCAGGAGCUCUGCCUGGCGCAUAACCGGCUGCGUGUGGGUGACAUCGGGCCUGGCACCUGGCAUGAGCUGCAGGCCCUACAGGUCAGGGGUGGGCUGCUUGGCCACGCUGAAUGCCCGCAGGUGUCCCCACGGCCCCUCCACUCCCCGGCCUGCCUUCCCAGCAACUCCCCUGUGCUGGACCUCAGCCACAACGAGCUGUCCUUCGUGCCCCCCGACCUGCCUGAGGCCCUCGAGGAGCUGCACCUGCAGGGCAACCGCAUCAGCCACGUGGGCCCCGAAGCCUUCCUCAGCACGCCCCGCCUACGUGCCCUCUUCCUCAGGGCCAACAGGCUUCACGUGACCAGCAUAGCGCCCGAGGCCUUCCUGGGCCUCCCGCACCUUCGCGUGGUGGACACAACGGGUAACCCUGAGCCAGUCCUGGUCCAGCUGCCACCCACAGCCCCACGUCGGCCACGGGCAGAGGGCCCCUGA